AUGCACGAUCCCCAACAUAGGGAUGGGUUAGAAGAACAACAUGUAUCUGUUGUCAAAAUCAGAAAUGCAGUGAGGUUUGUCAGGUCCUCUCCUGCUAGAGAGACGAAAUUCAGAGAGUGUGUCGAGAGGGAAAAGAUAGCUUAUACAAAGAAAGUCUGUUUGGAUGUCGAAACAAGGUGGAAUUCCACAUAUCUAAUGUUGGAAACUGCAGAGAAGUAUGUUGAUGCUUUCGAAAGACUUCAAUCAUUGGAUUACAACUAUAAAGAAUAUUUUCAAGCUGAUUUUGAUGAUGAGGAGUCGAAUGCAAGAAAGCGAAAGAGAAAAAAAGAAAGAAAUUUGGGACCUCCUACCAAGAGUGAUUGGGCGAGAGCCAGAAAUUUUAUGAAGUACCUGAAGAUUUUCUACGACGUGACUAAUUUGAUUUCUGGGAACAAAUAUGUAACUUCAAAGUUGUUUUUCAAAGAACUCGUGGCAAUGCGUGCAGGCAUUUCAAAAAUGUGCUUGAGCUCGGAUAAGGAAGAAAGGGAAAUGGCCAUCUCUAUGAGAACAAAAUAUGACAAGUAUUGGGAUAAUAUUGAUAAGUUCAAUUUGUUGUUGUAUGUGGCUGUGGUGUUAGAUCCCCGCGAUAAAAUGCGUUAUCUUGAUUUCUGUUUAGGGCAGACUUAUGGGGCAGGUUCUCCGAAAUCCAAGGAAGUAAGUGAAAGGGUUCGUUCAGUUUUGAAUGAAUUAUUUGAUCACUACAAAAUGAAAGUCGACAAGGUGAAUGGUAAAACAUCUUCGUCUUUGGGUUGUGCUGUUUCUGAGGAUAAAACUGGUGAUAUGAAAACUGAUUUGGAAUCAAGUUAUUUGAAAUUCUUGGAGGGUGAAGGAAAUAUCGAAAAGUCCGAGGUUGAAGUGUACUUGUCUGAUGGAAUGGAAAAGAGAGAUGAAAAGUUCGAUAUUCUUAAUUGGUGGAAAAUGAAUUCCGUAAAGUUCCCAAUACUUUCUCAAAUUGAUCGACAUGUGUUAGCAAUGCCAAUAUCCACUGUGGCAUCGGAAUCGGCAUUUAGCAUCGGCGGUAGGGUUAUUGAUCCAUUUAGGAGUUCUCUUAGUCCUCAGACGGCCGAAUCUCUUAUUUGUGCUCAAGAUUGGAUCCGAUCUUCGCCGACUGACAUUGAACUGUCCGAUGCAAAACCAAAAAGCAAGGAUAUAGGAGAUUUGCAAGAAAAAUUGGAAAAACUUGAGAUAGAUGCAUUUUCAAGUGGAUCGAAGUUCUUCACUAUGCAAGAUUCAUGUCUUUAA
Erythranthe guttata (spotted monkey flower) is the source of this 1281-nucleotide messenger RNA. The record is from RefSeq and is a predicted model, not a curated record. Lineage: Eukaryota; Viridiplantae; Streptophyta; Magnoliopsida; Lamiales; Phrymaceae.